Molecule: messenger RNA, 8365 nt
Organism: Brassica rapa (field mustard)
Lineage: Eukaryota; Viridiplantae; Streptophyta; Magnoliopsida; Brassicales; Brassicaceae
Product: transcription factor bHLH84
Biological process (GO): regulation of transcription by RNA polymerase II
Cellular component (GO): nucleus
Molecular function (GO): DNA-binding transcription factor activity, RNA polymerase II-specific; RNA polymerase II cis-regulatory region sequence-specific DNA binding; protein dimerization activity
Source: RefSeq, a predicted model, not a curated record
AUUUUAAAGAUUAAUCGAUUAUUUUGAUAAAGUCGUGUAGUACUUUACUUCUCAAAGAAUGGAAGCUAUGGGAGAAUGGAGCACCGGCUUAGGCGGAAUGUAUACAGACGAAGCUGACUUCAUGAAUCAGCUCCUUGCCUCUUAUGAUCAACCUUGUGGCGUUUCGUCCCCAGAGACAACCGCCCCAGCCGCAGCAUACCACCCCCAGAACGCUCAUUUGACUGGCGGGUUCUGCUUCUCUCAGGAGAGCAGUAGCUACAGCGCGGGGCAUAGUGGCUACUACGCGGUGAUGCCACCGCGAGAAGAAAACAACAAUGGGAUGGAGGAUGUGACGAUCAACACGAACUUGUAUCUGGUGGGUGAGGAGAUGUGUGAAUGUGAACUGGCGGAAUACUCCGCCAAGAGCCUUUUGCCUUUGGAGACUGCCGAAGAGAAUCAGGAUGAUAAUAAGAGGUCACUGGAGACGGAGGACGAUCAAAAAUUGUUCAACGCUUGCGAGAGUUCCAAGAAGAGGACGCGUGCCAUAACAACUGACAAGAACAAGAGAGCCAGCAAGACACGGAAAACUAAAAAAAUCAUGGAGAUGAGUGACAAUAAUAACAAUAGCGGUGGAGAAGUACAUACGGAGAAGGCUGGGGGAGAGAGACACACCAAAGCACUUAAGAUUCAGAAAACUUGUUAUUCGGAUGACGAAGCAAACGGUGGAGACACUUCCUCCUGCAAAGAAGGUGGCGAAGACUGCAAGGCGCUAAACCUCAAUGGCAAGACUAGAGCUAGCCGCGGCGCUGCCACUGACCCUCAAAGCCUCUACGCAAGGAAAAUUUCGUACGUAAGGCUGAAAACUAAAACAAAGACGGAUCUUAUGACGGUGCAGAAAAGAAGAGAGAGGAUAAACGAGAGGCUAAAGAUUUUACAAAACCUCGUCCCCAAUGGAACAAAGGUCGAUAUUAGCACGAUGUUGGAGGAAGCAGUACAAUACGUCAAAUUUCUCCAGCUCCAAAUUAAAUUGUUGAGCUCUGAUGAUUUGUGGAUGUACGCGCCCAUUGCCUACAACGGGAUGGACAUUGGCCUUGACAUGAAACUCAACUCACUCAUAUGAUUUACGAGAUUUUCGGACAUAUUUUUCUAUUUACGAGUUCCACUAUAAACUCUCAUACGAUGUUAAAUACGUGAGAAAUGGGGAGUCGCUUUUAACGUUUACUACUGUGUGCAAAUCGAGAUAUGCCCAACAUUUUUUUGUGGUAUUUGAAAUACUGGUGUACUACAUCUUUUGAUAAUGAUUUCGUUUUUUUAUUAGUUGGUUAAUCGUUUCGUUUAAGUAAUAUAUAUUUCAAUAGAAAUAUAUAUUUAUAUAUUAGGGACAUAAUUAAAAGAAUUUUUCUAAAAAAAUUAAUUAUUCAUAUGCAUAAGAAAAUAUCUCAUAAAAUUCUCACAGUUUUUCAAAUAGAAACAGAUUCUUAUCUACUCUAUUAAAAUAGAGUCUCCUAAAAUAUAUCUAACAAUGUUUUAUUGUUGGACUAAUUCAUUAGUAACUGAAUAAAUUAAAUCAAAUAUAUAUCUAAAUUUUCUAUCGUGUAUUUUUUUAUUUGCUUUUUGUUUUCCCCAUUUCUUAAUAAACUAUUUAAACUAUUUCAUUUUAUGAAGAUCUAGACAAAAUCCUUCUUUCUAAACAAAAUUCUAUGUCAAACAAUAUUCAUCGAAUAAUUACUAAAAUUUUGUACACAAAUCAAUACUAUUAAAACAUAAGCAAUUUUUAUCUACUUACAAAUAGUCUAGGUUUGACCAUUAUAUUUAAUUAUAUUUAUUAUUAUUUCUAUUUAUAUCUAAUUUAAUUAUUAAAUAUACAUCAUACCUAAAACUAAGGAACUAACUAACUAAUCUGUUAUUUUUUAAACUAAUGAAUUUAAUUUAUAUUAAUUCGAAAUUUAAAUAACUAAUCAAUUAUAAUUUAUUUAUUAAUGUAAUAAAUACUUAUAUAUAUAUAUAUAUAUAUAUAUAUUCAUUUGUAUAUAUACAACUAUAUAUUAAUCCAAAUGCAAAAACAAAAAAAAAACAAAUUGUUCAAAACCUUCACCAAAUACAUAAAAAUAUAAUUUUUAUAGUUAGAGUAUUAAAUAUAUAUAUAUAUAUAUAUAUAUGAUAAAAUAAAUAUUAAUAGUAAUUAUACGAUGAAACAUGUUACUGUUGAUAGGUUUAUGAAUAUAUUUUUUACGGGUUACUCAAAGAGACAUGUAACAUAUAUAUCAAAUAUAAACUUAUUGAACAAAUAUAUUAACACAAAUAUAUCAUAAAACAUUACAUUAACAUGAAUCGAUGCCAGAGAGUAAGGGUUAAUAUUAUAAUUAUUUUAAAAUAUAAUUAUAUAAUAAAAAUAUAUAUCAAAAUAAAAUAAUAAAUAUUUACAUUUCUAAUGCGAAUAAUGAAAUUAACUUUUAAAUUUAAAAUAAGCCAUAGACAAAACAUCAAAAAGUAUCUAAUAACAUGUGAAUAACAAAAGUAAACUAACUAAAUAAAUAAAUAAUUUUUUUUUGCAAACGUAAAUCAUUAAUUUGUAAUAGACGUAUACACAUUAUUGAUGCUCAAAUCUAUUUCAUUUUUAGUAUGCAUCCUCUCAAAUAUUGAUCCAUUAACAAGAUGAAAUUUUAGUUGGACUAAAAUUGUAUUUACAUUGAAAUAUCACUUUCAUAAUAUAUUCAAUAUUCAUCUGAACAUUCAUGAAUAUAUAUUACAAUACUCUAAAUAUAAUAAUAAAUCAAACCGAAUUACAUAUUGGGUCAUCUACCAGCUCAAUCGAUAACCAGAUCUCGGGUUUUAGCGGUUGUUACGGGUUUUAUAGAAUUUUUAAAUAACAGUUUUUUUUUUUGAAAACUAAAAUGGAUUACAUAUGAGCCACCGAAUUUGCCAAUUUUACUGUGGGUCAGGUCGGGUUUCAAAACAUUGAAUAUAAUAUUCUAUUUGUAAUAUCUAAGUGUAGAUAUAAUUAAAAUACCAAUUUAUAUCAAAUAAAUUUGGAAUGUUUCGAAAACAAUCCCGCGCUUUGAAAGCGCGGGUCAAAAUCUAGUCUUCUCUAUUAAAAGAGAAGUACCAUUUUUAUCUACCAUUAAAAAGUCUUACUAGGUCCAUUUCAUUAAUAGCAUAAUGUAACAUAAUAAUCAAUAAGAAUAUUAAUAAUAAAUUAAUUUUAAUUAAAAAUUUUGAAUUUUAUUUUCAGUUAUAACAAAAUCUGUUAGAGAAAAAAUCUAACAAAAUCCUAUUACUUUUAAUAUAUUUUUAUUAAUGAAUCAAUUAAUUUCGUGAUAAAGUAAUAUAUAUUAGUAUAAAUUUACAUUAAAUAAUUUUAUUAUAAACCAGAAAAAUAAAAAAGAUUUUAAUUUUUAUAAAUUUGUAAUUAUAGUCUAUAUUAUAUUAAAAUAGAAGUAUUACAUAAAUUAAAUAUCAAAAAAAUUAUAUUAAAUUGGUAAAUUAAACUAUUUAUUUCUUAAAAAUGUUUUCAUUUAAAUAAAUUAUUAUCUACCAUUAAAACGGGUUUAAAUUUGUUAACCAUGCAAUAUUUUUAUACAAAUAAAUUUAUUAACAUAUGUUAAAAUCUUAUUUCUACAGCUAUAUAUUUUCAAAAAUUAUAUAUUUAAGAAUGUUUUUUAUUUGAUUAUUUCAAAUUAUGAAAAAUCAAAAAUGUAAUAACAAUUUAUAAAAAGAUAAAAUGUAUAAAAAAUUAUUUAUUUAUAAAGUAAUAUGAAAAUCUAAACAAUAAGAUUAAAGAACUAUACAAUACAUAACAUUACGAUACAAAUCAUAUAUUUAAUUUUUUUGAUAAUAUCAAAGUUAAAUAUUUAUAAAAUGAAAAAUAUACCCGCACGAAUGUGGGGGUUAAACUCUAGUAACAGAUAAAUUGUGUGAUCAAAUAAUUAUUAGAUCACAAAGUCAUUUAUCAAAAACAUCUAUAUCUAAUUUGUGGGUCCAAAUUCUGUAGCUUUAAUUUAUGUGAAAUAUUUUAAAUAAAUCUACACUAUUAAUAUCUAUCAUAUUUUUCUUUUUCUUUUAUGAAUUUUUUUACACUUUCAUAUGUAUACGUUAUUAGGUAAUAACAAUUUGUAGACAUAAUAAUUAAAUAUAAGCAAACUUAAUCUAAUUUCAUUACAUAUCAACUAACGACUUUUCAAACGAAAUAGUAUCCACAACACUAUUGUUACUUAACAUGAAAAAAUAGAGUUUUUAAUUAGACUUAAAAAUAUAAAAUAAAAAGAUUAUGUUUCUGAAAAUGUUUGGUCAGUCAAAUAUAACUUUACUGUAGAUUUUCAGAGAAUAUUUUUAUUUUAGAUAUAAGACAUAAUAAGACUUAAAAAUAUAAAAUAAAAAGAUAAUUUUACUGUAGAUAUUUUAAAUAAAAUAUAAAAUUAAAAUUAUUGAUUAAAGAUCAUUUGAUGAGUAUUUGCAUCUUCUAACUUAAUUUUAUCAUAAUCUUUCAAGAUGAUGAGUAACAAAAAAAAAUCACUUAAUGAGGUUUUUCUAAACACAAAAAUUGAUAGGCCUUGGUUAUGUGCCUUGUCCCAAUCUCCUCAGAGGUGGAUGAAUGAUAUGUUGACGUUUGAAGGUUACUAGCUCUUGUUUGGUCUGAUACAACUUUUCACAAGGUUAUGGAUUAGCUAGUGUUGCUUAGAUGAUAAAACUAACGAAUGUAAUCUCGUCUAACUUGGCUUGAUUGACAAGUCUGGAAAUUUUCCCUACCCUAUGACGGUGUCUUUCUCAAAGACGAACAAAUGUGACAACAGAAUUCAAGAGAAUUCUAUAAUAUACAAUUUUAUCAAUGAAUGCUUAGGUAAAAACUUAACUAGUACAUAGGUUUAUAUAGUAAAAAAAAAAACCUACAAUAUGUAUUCUAUAUUUUCAGUUAUUUAAUGUUCUGAAAACCAGACCGACAGGUCGAACCGGUCCGACUGUGACUCGUUGAAAAAGCCGAGUUCAGUUCAUUUUUAAACCCAGAUUUGACAAAAAAAAACAGUAAAAUCGGCUAAAACCGGUGAUCCGGAUCAACUUCAAAACCUGGUUCUAAAAAUCAACAUAUAAUUAAUACGUUAUAAAUUAUUAUUAAAAUUUAUUGUUUCAUAAUCAAUGUUUGACUAUCAAUGUAUGAUUGGUUUUCUAUUUAAUUUUAUUCUUAAGAAAUAAUGUAAAAAAAAUUUUUUUGACUCUCAUAUACUAUUGUCAUUUUGCUAUAUUCAUAAAAUUUGAAAUUUUAGUUGUAAUAGUAAAUAAAAGUGGUUAAUUGAAUGGUCAAUCAUUUGAAAUUUUAUCAACUUCAAUUUACAUAUUCACUUUUUUACUGUAUAUACAGCUAAAUUUAUACUUAUUAAUUAUUUUCUAGCUAAUAGAAGAGAACAAAAAACAUAUGAUAUCAUAUAUAGGACUAUUUUUAGGUGCAUAUAGUGUGAUAUAUGAUUAUAUAUUUAGUUUUUUAACAAAUAGAAAACCCGGUUCGACCGGUUGAACCGGUCCAACCAGUAGCUGUACCAAAACGGUAUCCGGUUCAGUUUCUUAAACAUUGAUGACAAUCAAAAUCGAAUUCCAAUAGAUCCACUUCCCCACAUGACACGCUUAAUCAGGAAAUAUUGCCAGAUCUUGGUACAAUUCAGUGAAACAGUGAGGUUUUGGCCCCAACCGUUUUAAAUAAAUAUUUAUUGUCUUUAAAAUUUCAGAUUGGGACCUGUUAAGAGGUGUAUAUUAAAAAAGCCUUCAAUCGACGCCAGUUCAAAGAAAUGAAACAACACAUGACUUCUUAACUGGUGAUAAAAAAAGGUUUCAUUUGUUGUCUUCUAAAGAUCAAAUGUACAAUGGGUAACUAGUUGAACAACUUUGAGCAAGUUAUGUUGGAAUCAAGAUGUAAAGUGUCUUCCGAGUCCCUUUAAAGCGCAAAAUCUUAUCAUUUUUGUGAGUGACGAUACAGAUAAAUGAUCAACACCCUCCCUGGUGGAGAGGAGAUUACACUCUUCAACAAGGUCCAUCGAAUACUGAGUUCGACCCAACACAAACAGACGAAUCAGGAAUAACUCGGCAUUGAAAAGUCCGGCCCGCUAAAUUCGGCCCAGCCAAUUAAGUCAGCACGAAUUAAGGGUUUCUGCGAGUAUUAAAAGAGAGUAAGGGAAAAAGAAAAAGAGGCAUUCAGAAACCAGAUAAAACAAAAGUGGAAAGAAUUAAGGUUUAUCAUAUUUCUUUACUAGGGUCGGCCCGCCCUACGGGCGGGAUAUACAUUAUUUGUGAUAUAAAUUAUUAUUUUUAGUGAUUUUUGGUUUAUAUUUUUGGUUUUAUUUGCAAGAGAUGUGUAUAAUAAUGAUUUUUGUUUUUUAGAAAGUUUUAGCUGAGGAGGGAUUAUAUGUGAUAUAUUAUGCUUGUUAGCAAUAGUUUUAAAUGUUCUUUAUAUAUUUUAUUCUACAAUUGUAUUUUUGUUAAAAUGUUUGAUUUUGAAUUAUGUGUCAAUUGUUCUUUAUAUGAUUAUUAUAUUUUUUUUUGUAAUUUUUACUAUUAAUUUUUUUUUUGUAAAAAGAUUUAGUUUUAGUCGUCUCGUUGUAGUUAACUAAUCUUUUUAAUGAUUUGAAUGAGAGUAUCUUCUAUUUUUAUUAUGGUGGUGUAUAUGUAUUUAACAUUUUGUUCUUUUAAAUCAUAUAAGUUCACUUUUUUAUUGAUCUUUCAUUCAUAUUAAGCAAUUAUAUAUUUAAAUGUUUUAUCAUUUCAUUAUUAAAACUAUAAUUCACAUUUUUAAUUCAAUAUGUAAUUUAUUAAAAAACAUUUUAUAUUUUUUGAAUACAAUAACUUCACAUUUUUCAAUAUAUCAAAAACAAUGUUUUCAUUUGUUUAUAUUAGUAGGAUGUACUUACAAAUCAUAUAUAGUUUACCAUUAAUCUUUAGUGAAAGUGUUUAAUUAUUAUUAAUUAUAAGUAUUAUUAAUUUUUACUAAUUUUUACAACAACUUUCAUUAUUUAUUUUAUUAUUUUAUUUAUAUUUAGAUGCUUGUUUCACCAUUAAAAAUUGUGGACAUAUUAUUUUCUUACGUUGUCAGUUGUUUUACUUUGAUUGUAAGUAGAAUAACUUUCUAAAACCUUCGGUGGCUUGACACAGAAGACAUGGAGCUUUCUAUCUUUUAUACAUUUUUCAAUUAAAUUUAUUUACAUUUACACAAUAUAAUUACACACACGCACACAUGCACAUAUAUAUAUAUAUUUAAAAAGUUUAAAAUUAAAUAUUUGUGACAUAGAUGAUGGUGAUAAUAAUGAUUAUCGAAUUUGACUUACUGCUUAAAAUAAAAUUCAAGUCUUUAAAAUAUUGAAAAUAUAAAUAUAUUUAUAUAACCAAAUUAAAUAAAUUUAUUAUUGUUAAAAACCCAUUUUGAAAGAAUUUAUUUAUACUUUUAAAAAUAAAAUUGGAUUAAGUUGAAAAUUUUCAAUUGUUUAUUAUAAAUAUUUGUAGACGUAUUAAUAUAUUUGUUUCAAAUACUAAGAGUAAGAGAUAUGAAAAUUUUCAUAAGCUUUAAAGAAUUGUGAUAAUGUAUCAAUUUAUGUUGUUUCAGUUGAUAUUGUGGCUUCAUUAAAGGAGAGAUUGUUUUUUUUAAAGAAAAAAUAUUAUUUUUUUUUCAAAGAAAAACAUGUAAAAUUUCAUUUGUAAAAUUAUCGUAUGAUAUUUUCAAGUAGUAUGUAAAUUUUAAAUGUAAAUUUUGAAAUAUAAGAAUACUUUAUUUACUUGUAAAUCUAAUUUCAUGAAUAUAAUAAUCAGAAAAUCCAAAUGUCCAAGCAUAAUAUAGUGUACUACAUAAUGUAAGUAAACAUGGAAAUGGGUUUAAGCCACCAGAAAAGUUUACACAAUAUAAAAUCCAUUGGUGACAUAAAUGGCCCAUUAGUUGAUCUGUUUAUUUUUUAAAUCAGAGGAUUUUCUAAAAUUUUCUAAAACAAAAUUAAAACAAAGUGAACAUGUCAUUCAAUCGAAUACGAUCAUCUUUUGUCCUCUCAAUCUUAACGCCGUGGUUAUGAUCAAUUUUCAACUUUCUGGGCCACAAAGCAUAAUAUAAUCAACUUUUGGUCGCCGUCUCUCUACUGGGAGGGAUUAACCUGGGAUCCAUCGGUCGGUACCCUCCACAGCCGCACAAUCCACUUCAUCUCUGACGCCGGCGGCGAACAAACCCUAAUUUCACGUCUUCUUGCAGCGAUUCGCUGGUUAGUCUUUCCCAGCAAUGCCCUAGCCGCCAACGAUCUCUGCAACUGCAGCCUUCAGAGCUUCAUAUCUACUCUCUCGUCCCUGCCCAAGACAACGAAGACAUCGUUAGCGAUGCCUAAGAGACGUGGUGGUUGUUUAGAAUGAGAACGUUUCCACCACCAACUCA